This is a messenger RNA of Pseudopipra pipra, 1450 nucleotides long. Its product is annotated as zona pellucida sperm-binding protein 3-like. Lineage: Eukaryota; Metazoa; Chordata; Aves; Passeriformes; Pipridae. The transcript has 9 exons. The record is from RefSeq and is a predicted model, not a curated record. Bases 77 to 1411 code for a protein of 444 amino acids.
CCUGCUUCUGAGGGGAUAUAAAGGCUGAAGGAGCAGCCUCAGUCCUCUGUGCCAGGGUUUGCUGGAAGAAGGAGGGAUGGGACCCGAAAGCAGCUUGAUCCUCUCUCUCCUCUGCUGGGCGGUGGGCGAGGUGGCUGCCUACCCACCCUGGGACUUCUCCUGGGGUGACCCGGCGAGCCGGGAGGCGCGGGCAGACUCCAACACCUGGUCCUGGGUGGGGGACUCCCCGUCUCCAGGGACCUACAGGCAGCACCCGGUGACGGUGCAGUGCCAGGAGGCUCAGCUGGUGGUGACGGUGCACAGGGACCUCUUCGGCACCGGCCGCCUGGUCAGCGCGGCAGACCUGACGCUGGGGCCGGCGGCGUGCAAGCAUUCCUCGCUGAGCCGCGCCCACAACACCGUCACCUUCACCGCCGGCCUCCACGAGUGCGGCAGCACCGUGCAGAUCACGCCGAAUUCCCUCAUUUACCGCACGCUGCUCAACUACGACCCCAGCCCUGCCAGCAACCCCGUCAUCAUCCGCACCAACCCCGCCAUCAUCCCCAUCGAGUGCCACUACCCCAGGAGGGAGAACGUGAGCAGCAAUGCCAUCCGGCCCACCUGGGCUCCCUUCAGCUCCACGCUGUCAGCAGAGGAGAAGCUGGUGUUCUCCCUGCGCCUCAUGAAUGACGACUGGAGUGCCGAGAGACCCUUCACCGGUUUCCAGCUGGGCGAUGUCCUCAACAUCCAAGCGGAGGUGGGCACCGAGAGCCACGUGCCGCUGCGGCUGUUCGUGGACAGCUGUGUGGCCGCCCUCAGCCCCGGCACUGACUCCUCGCCCCACUACACCAUCAUCGACUUCAACGGGUGCCUGGUUGAUGGGAGGUUGGACGACACCAGCUCUGCCUUCGUCACCCCCCGGCCCCGGGAGGACAUGCUGCGCUUCAGGAUUGACGUCUUCAGGUUCGCAGGGGACACCAGGAACCUGAUCUACAUCACCUGUCACCUGAAGGUGACCCCAGCAGACCAAACCCCAGACCCCCUGAACAAGGCUUGCUCCUUCAACAAAGCCAGAAACACCUGGGCACCCGUGGAAGGCACCCGGGACAUCUGCAGCUGCUGUGAGAUGGGCAACUGCGGGUCCCCUGCGCUCUCCCGGAGCCUCAACCCCCUGGAGCGAUGGCCCAGCCGCCGCUUCCGCCGCCACGACACCAAGGGGAAAGAGGCUGAAGCUGACGUGGUCAUCGGCCCCGUGCUGCUCUCGAUGGAGCCGGGCGCGGGGGGACGGCAGCAGGAGGGUGGUCAGGGCGGGGUGACGGCCGUGCUCGGCGUGGGGACGGUGCUGCUCUGCGUGGUGGCCGGCGUGGGGCUGGCAGCAGCUGUGCUGGCCAUCGGCGUGGGCCGCAGGAGGUGCACCCGUGCUCAGGCCUGAGCGUGGGGCCAGAGCCCAAUAAAGCCUGGGAAGGACAAA